CCAGCAUUGCGGUGUCUGAAGCAGGCCCAACCACCGCGAUCGUGGUGCUUGACAUUGGUGAUGAGUCCUUGGUUCGACAGAGUGACAAUGGUCGUCAUUCUUAUCAACUGUAUAACAUUAGAUACAUGGAAUCGGCUGGAUUUCUUCAUUGUCAUGGCGGGGUAAGCCCAAGUGUUCCGAAGUCAUAUGCCAUCACAGCUAUCAGAACCUUGAUAGCUUACACGGAAU
This is a messenger RNA of Cylicostephanus goldi, 228 nucleotides long. The record is from the annotation of a GenBank genome assembly. Lineage: Eukaryota; Metazoa; Nematoda; Chromadorea; Rhabditida; Strongylidae.